AUGCAGCUCCCCACGUCCUUCUUCGCAGGCGCGCUCGGCGCCCUGCUCCUCCCGCAGCAGGUGCUGGCGACCAUCUACCUGUGCGGCGACAGCACCAUGGCGCGCAGCGGCGCCAACGACGGGCAGACGGACGGCUGGGGCAACCACUUUCAAAAGUACACGACCGCGCCGGUGGUGAACAAGGCGAUCGGCGGACGGUCGGCGCGCUCGUAUUGGAACGAGGGGCGGUUCGCCGAGGUGGCGAACCUGGUGCGGGCGGGCGACGUGGUGGUGAUUGAGUUUGGGCACAACGACGGCGGCUCGCCCAACAAGAACGACAAUGGGCGGUCCGACUGCCCCGGCUCCGGGACCGAGGUGUGCUACUCGGACAAGACGGGCGAGGCAGUCUACACCUUUGUGUUUUACUACAUCCAGGCCGCCAAGCUCAUGCUCGCCAAGGGGGCCACGGUGGUGCUCAGCUCCCAGACGCCCAAUAACCUGUGGGAGGGCGGGCAGUACGGCAGCGGCGCGCCCCGGUUCGUGGGCUACGUCGCCACGGCGCAGAGGGCCCUCGCCGACUCGAGGGUCACCCAGGUCGACCACUUCACCGCCACCGCCAGGAUGUACCUCAAGCUCGGCAAUGUCGCCACCAAUGCGCUGUACCCGCGCGACCACACGCACACGAGCGUCAAGGGCGCCGACCUCAACGCUCAGAGCUUCGCCCAAGCCGUUGCACAGGGGCUGAACGGGACCACGAGCUUGAAGAACCUCAUCAUCUCCAACUACCCACGGGUGUACUAA
This is a messenger RNA of Pyricularia oryzae 70-15, 780 nucleotides long. Its product is annotated as rhamnogalacturonan acetylesterase. Bases 1 to 780 code for a protein of 259 amino acids. Gene Ontology annotation, molecular function: hydrolase activity. The transcript has a single exon. NCBI's taxonomy places the organism in Eukaryota, Fungi, Ascomycota, Sordariomycetes, Magnaporthales, Pyriculariaceae. The record is from RefSeq and is a predicted model, not a curated record.